UCUUGCAAAGUGAAGUUGAAUUUAUUUGCAAGUCACACAUUAUUCAUACGACUCUAUGAUUUUAGAGCACGCUAUCGACAGGAGUGUCUUUGGAACGCUCGCCAAUGCAAAAUACUCGUGCAUUUCAUGUAAAACCAAGAUCGACUCGAUCGAGUCAAGCUGUUAUGGCCGCUGAUUGUAUUGUACACAAUCGCUAGAGCAAUUUGAUUUGAAGAGCUCAUUUUGAAUUCCAAUCCCUGCGCACGUUUCCUGAAUACGAAGCUGUGCCAUUGUCGUUCUCACCUCCAGCGCUCACAAAGAGCAGAAACCAGCGAGAAGCAUCAGAGCUACCGGUUUAGAACAUUCACACCUGGUCGAAAAAACCGACUAAAUUUUGUCGUAUAGCAAACUUCACACGGACUGUGUAAGUAUUUGAUUUGAAAGCAAGCGACAGGCGUUGACAAGAUGGGUGAUACCUUACAUCAAGCCUUAACCGGCGAACAAGCCACUGUUCCUUCUUCGCCAACAGAUUCGCGAAGUAGGUUUGUGCUGGAGAGCACAUCGAAGCAGAAUGAUCGAGAAACCUGGGACAACAAAGCUCAAUUUCUUCUUGCAACCAUCGGAUUCGCAGUUGGCCUUGGAAAUAUCUGGCGAUUCCCCGGUUUAUGCUACAGCAACGGCGGAGGUGCAUUCCUACUUCCGUACAUAAUAAUGCUGAUUAUCGAAGGAAUUCCGCUGCUCUACCUCGAGCUCAGCGUCGGUCAAAGAUUAAAAAAAGGAUCUCUAAUCGCUUGGAGCAUGAUAUCCCCCUAUAUGGGUGGGGUCGGUCUUGCCUCCGUGGUGGUUUGCAUCCUCACGGGAAGUUACUAUAGCAUCGUGCUGACGUGGUGUUUGUAUUAUCUAACCUACCCAUUGACCCGUAAAUACACAACCCUAAGUCCGAUAUCCACCAACACGCUGAAGAAGUACAUGGAAGUGGUUGUGAAAUAUGUUGAACGGAAGCUGUGCGAUACAUUGCCUGAUAAAUUUGCUCUCGUUAUCGACGGGUGGACGGAAAAGAGCACUCAUUUUGUUGCUGUUUUCGCCAGCUAUCCUGACGCGAAAGCAACAGAGGGAUAUUCGACGGCUUUACUGGCUUUUAGUCCUAUGGGCGAAGAAACUGGAUUUACCGCUCAAGUUCACAAAGACUUUCUGGAGUGGGUCCUUUCUGUUUAUCGAAAAUCACUGGAAAAUAUCAUUUGCAUUAUCGGAGACAAUUGUUCGAGGAUGCAUUGGAAAGUUAAUUCUUUGAUGGUGAAACUCAAAAGUUUGAAAUUGGCCGGCGAACUGCGGAAGCAUACGAUCUUGACUCCCUGCACUAUGAAUGUGACGCGAUGGAGCUCAACUGCGAAUAUGCUGAACAGAUACUUCGAGCUUAUGCCUCAUCUUUUCAAUUUCGAUGAAAAUUUGGAGUUAUUGGAUCGCAUGCCAACUCCAAGAGAGAAUACUCAAUUACAGGAGCUCAAAAAAGUUCUCUCUGAACUGGACUCGGUUACUAAAGCGUUACAACGAAGCGAUGUGGACUUGGCUGACGUCCGGUGUGUUUUUGACGAAGUGAUUCGACGUCAUCCGGAGACGGCAAGUUACCUCGGACCUGAUGCCAAGAUUAUCCACUCGAUGGAAUUCGAAAAUGGAGCCAGAAAGAUCGUGGAAACGAAAGACAGUUCCUUGACUCCUCUGGAGAGAAAUGCUGUCGAGAGUCUAAAGAUUCUAUGUUUCCCUGACGCGAAAAAAGAUUCUGCUCUUUUUACUCAGUGGGCAGAUACUAUGAAGAAACGAUCACCCCCAACGAGAGCCCUUGAAGUAGAGAAGAUGGGAAAAAUUGCGCGAUCCUUGAUCUGGAUGGAGGCUGCCUCGCAAAUCUUUUAUUCAACUGGAUUGGCAUUUGGCUGCAUCCUCGCCUUCGCCAGUUACAAUCCAUCCAAUCAAAACACGCUAAAGGACGCCAUUACGGUUUCAUUGGUUAAUUCAGGAACGUCACUUUUUGCAUCGUUUGUCGUUUUCUCCAUUUUAGGAUAUAGGGCCACGGUGAACGUACAAAAAUGUGAAGCAGCCAACUUGGCAAGCAAUACCACCACAAGGCCUUGUAAAUUUGAUGAUUACUUAAAAAGGGCCGCAGUGGGUCCUGGACUUGUAUUCAUUGCGUUUUCUGAAGCAAUAAGCACCAUGCCGGCAGCUCCAAUAUGGUCGGUAUUGUUUUUUCUCAUGUGUCUCACUUUGGGAAUAGACACUUUUGGUGGAUUGGAAAGUGUGGCAGCCUCGUUAGCGGAUUUAAAGCGCUUGGAUAAAGUCAGGAUUGAAUUUCUAUCAGGCGGGAUAUGUCUCAUUUGCUUUUUGCUCGGUCUGAGUAUGGUGCUGGAUUCGGGCAGUUAUGUUGUUCAGUUAUUUGAUAAGUUCUCGGCGAACAUGUCUCUCCUUGUGAUCGCCAUUUUUGAAUUCUUAUCAGUGACGUGGCUCUAUGGAUUCAACAGGUUUAGCAAUGACAUUAGAUGUAUGAAUGGUUCGCCUCCUGGAAUUUGGUGGAAAGUGUGUUGGAUGUUUAUAUCACCAAGUAUAAUACUGACCAUACUUAUACUGUCCGUCAAUAAAAUGGCCAGAGAGGAAUUGACGUAUGACGCUUGGACAAGAGAUGGAAAGAUGAUCGAGCCAACUUUUCCACCUUGGGCCAUCGCUCUUGGUAUAACAAUGACAAUGAUACCGAUAGUGAUCAUACCUGUCGUCGCUAUGCUGCAAUGCCUCGGUGUGGCAACAUGGAUAGUACCAAAUACCCCGCUGGCCAUUGAUUCAUCGACAGAAGCUACAGAAACACUGGUAGUGAACUGUGGCUCAAAACAUGUGGAAACAAAUGGAAAACAUCAUGAAGUAAACGGAAACACUCAGCGACAAAGCGAAUCGGGUGAAACUAUUUUUUAGACAUAACUUCGAGACGAGGUCUACUCAUAAAUUGAUAUUUUCUUUGAGAGACUAUUUUUUGGAUCAUCGAAAUAGAUUUGCAACUUGUAAAGCACAUUUAUAUCUUAAUAUUGACACCAGUGGCGUAGAUUGGAAAACCUGCUUCCAUAGCUUUGCUAUGGUAAUUUACAUCACAUAAUCCACAUUGCAAAAAAAACAGAGUUUUUUUUAGCAAAAUGAAUAACGAUGCUCUGAAAUUUAUAUAGCAGGACCUGAACUUACGCCUUGCCACGCUACUAGUUGACAUUGCACAGUAUGAAAAGUGUAAUAAUAAAGGACAACACGAUAAA
Molecule: messenger RNA, 3260 nt
Organism: Xenia sp. Carnegie-2017
Lineage: Eukaryota; Metazoa; Cnidaria; Anthozoa; Malacalcyonacea; Xeniidae
Product: sodium-dependent neutral amino acid transporter B(0)AT3-like
Biological process (GO): sodium ion transmembrane transport
Cellular component (GO): membrane
Source: RefSeq, a predicted model, not a curated record